This is a messenger RNA of Bradysia coprophila, 2072 nucleotides long. RefSeq lists its product as uncharacterized. NCBI's taxonomy places the organism in Eukaryota, Metazoa, Arthropoda, Insecta, Diptera, Sciaridae. Gene Ontology annotation, molecular function: N-acetyltransferase activity. The record is from RefSeq and is a predicted model, not a curated record.
CCAGUUUAGUUCGCAGAAAAACUUUAUAAAAAAUUGAUAGCUAUACUAAAAUGUCCAAAAAGAAUCGUCGUCCGCCCAAUUUACCGUAUCCGAACGAGUGGCUCAGUUUCCAAGCAUUGAGUGAUGAUGGUGAAACGUUAACGCAAUAUCGAAUCCAAGACUUAACACCCAGUCGAUUUGAAGAUGCUGUGAAACAUAUGACAAGACAUUUUCUAUCGGAUGAGCCAUUGUGUCAGUCGCGAAAACUCAGAGCUCAUCCCCGAUCGAUUUGCGACUUUCAAGAUAUAAUUCGGUCAACGAUGUUAGAGAAUAAAAUGACUAUUGCCUGUUUCCGGGAAGGUUCGAAUGAUAUUGUUGGAAUGAACAUUUUAUGCAUUAAUCGGCGCGACGAUGGAAUCGAUAUGCAAGAUUAUCAAUGUCCACACAUCAACGACAUCAGAACGACAAGGGAGUACAUAAUGGGACAAGUGGAUCUGUUCGACCAAUAUAGCGUCAGCAAAUAUCUGACGAGUCUUGGAGUGUCAGUGAGCCCGUAUUAUCGUAAUCGUGGUGUAGCACGGAAACUUCUCGAGGCUCAACAAUAUGUGGCAAAGUCGUUUGGCAUUAGCUUGUAUUCCAAUCUAUUUACAUCCGAGUUCUUACAAAAAUGUGCUAAUUCUUUAAAUUACGACAAAAACUACGAAAUCACGUAUGAAAAUUUAGCAGCGAAAGGAAAUGUGUUCUCUUAUCCAAAUAUUACAAGCGAAUGUGUCCAGAUAAGAAGCUGUACUGUUAAGCUGUUCUAGGCUGACAAGGCAUCUAGUGUUUACGAUCGCAUAUUUGGUAUCAAAUGAACAACAACAGACAAGAAAUAUUGAAAGAUUGCAGUGUCGAAUAAUGAUGGUCAUGAAAAAUUGGCUCUUAUUAUUUUUCAAUUGUAGUCAAUACCUCCACUUCACACACGGAUAAGUUUAACUAAAUGCAACAGAUAUCUGAGAAAAGUCAUUCAACUGCUCAAAGGGAUUCAGUGAACUUAUAGAUACAUUUUAUAGGAGAAUCGAGUGUGUAAUUUUAAUGAGUAUUUAUAGUAAUGUGGUCACCAUGAUGUAACUCAAGUUACUCGAAUUUUUCUUGUGUCUUUUCAAAAUAAUUAAAAUUUUGUUAAUUUAAGAGCGCAGCUAUUCUUCUUCUUCUUCUUUGGUUAUUGACUCCUACUAAUUCAAAAUUCGAAAUUAGUUUCAAGAGCCAAUUUGCGAAACCUUCGAACGAUUUGUGUGGAACAGGAGCACAAGCAAUGGAAUGGAAUCGUUGGAUCUUUCUGAGUUCAGUUCCUUGAAACAUUCUCUUUUCCAUACUAAAACAGUUAAAAAACUUGGUCUACUCGGAGGACGUUAUCGUUUAAUUACUUUAACAUUGUAGCUCUAACUCUAGCUGUAAGUCCCCUCGGACGGAAAUAUAUUGGUAGACAUUCCGAAAACGCUAGUUUGGCAAUAAACAAAAAUCCAAGCGUAAUAGACGAGGAAAUUAAACAUUUUCUUUAAACUAAGCCAAAAGAAACUCCAAUUGUUGACCAUAGUCAUUUACCAUCUAGCUUUGGAUAGAUAAUGACCUACUAUCCAAAGCAACAGUAAUUUUAAGCAUACGGGGUGUUCCAAUCUGUUUGAUAUAUUUUCUCCGAACUCUUCGAACUUUGAACGCCUUUUUGGUAGACUUUUUUUUGCAAUAAAACCGUUGCCGCUGCUUAGUCGCUCUAAAAAAGCUGUAAAAUGAUGCCCAGGAAGGUCCAACAAUUUUAUUAUUACAAACAUUUCGAAAGUCGCCGAUGACUUGUUUAAAAUUGUUGGAACUUUUCGCAAAUUCACUCUUUUAUAAGUAGUCGAAGGGUUUUUGUCCUAGUCAGUGCCACAAAAUUUCUAUGUUUAUCAUCCGCUAUCUUGUCGAUCAAUUCAACAUCAAGGCAUCCCUGAACAUCCACGAAUAAUGGGCUUUCGAAGAGUUUUGUUUUCUUGUUCAAUUAAAAUCUGUGAGACAUAUUGUCUGACACAGGUCUAACACAGUCAUUAUUGCCGUCAAAUUGUCUACAAAGACAACAA